Messenger RNA from Asterias rubens (European starfish), 1989 nucleotides. RefSeq lists its product as uncharacterized. NCBI's taxonomy places the organism in Eukaryota, Metazoa, Echinodermata, Asteroidea, Forcipulatida, Asteriidae. Bases 1 to 1575 code for a protein of 524 amino acids. The transcript has 5 exons. Gene Ontology annotation, molecular function: nucleic acid binding. The record is from RefSeq and is a predicted model, not a curated record. Gene Ontology annotation, cellular component: nucleoplasm.
AUGGCGGCGCCCAUGGACCAUCAUCGUCGACAAAAAUCUUGUGAUGUAAGGCCAGCUUACAGGGAAGGUAGACGAGAAAGAGCUGUGAAGGUGUAUACGAUCAAUCAGGAGUCUCGCUACUUGCUGGUCCAGGGAGUGCCUGCCAUCAACGUCACCGAUGAGCUGUUGAAACGUAUGUCACUGUAUGGCACAAUAGAAGAGUACAAGAUACUAGAGGAAUAUCCAGCUGAGGCCUUCACCAAGGUGUAUUGGGUCAAAUAUGCAAACAUACAAGCAGCAAGAAUGUGCAAGAGGAAGCUUGAUGACCAACCAUUUUAUGGAGGAACCCUCCACAUAUGCUACGCUCCUGAGUAUGAAUCCACUGAAGACACGAGACUCAAGCUCCAGGAGAGACGUAAAGACGUCGCACGGCGGCUGAGAAAACUCCAGCCGGGAGGCAACGCGGACGUACCACAUACUGCUGGGCAAGAUCAUUCUUCAUCUUCAUCAACACAAGACAAUGCACCUAUAGCAUCAAAGUCAGACACCCCAGCUCCCACAUAUCUGGACUCAAGCAAAAGCCAACACAUUGGCCCAAGGAAACCAGACUCUACCAUCACCAAACCACCGAAUACAUCCAUAGACUCUAGUGCUGCCGUUAAACAAGAAGUACCACUGCAUCUGCCAGCCCCUCCCAAAGUCCUCCCCACUUGGGAAUGGGAGAAACCAUUAACAUCACAUGACCAGUUUCCCCGGUUACCAACGGCGCAUGCAACAUUACCCCUCAAUUACAAUCCAUACCCUGACGACUACAAGCCACAUGAUGUUGAGGCGUCACAAGAGGGCGCCAGUCAUCGAAAUGCUACAUCUGAAAUAAAUCCACCGCUAAGGUCAAACAUAUUGAAAGAUUCAACGGCGGACACAAGUGGGUUGAACUUCCUGAAAACGGGAGCGAGGCCAAAGUUCAAACUCAAACAGGACAGGCGACGAGUGGGAGAAGCAAGGCCGAACCAGCCGACAUUUCUUGAGCGUGUUGCAUGGCGCGAGGGCGCCGUAAACGAACCGGAAGCAGGGACACGACCGGACGUGUCAGAUGAUCGAAGAGCUCAGCUAGCUCACCUCAAGAGACCCUAUCAGAAUCAAUUUCCCGUACCCAGUACAUCUGAUCAGGUCCCACCAAACGCGGAAUUGACCUCCUCACUUAUACGACACCCGCUGGUCAAGCGUAAACACCCUGCGGAUUGUCCACAGCCCUUUCUCGUAGCAGAGACACGGUUCCAGGGUGAACUGCAAAUGCCUCAGUCUGAGCAGUGGAAGGAGGGAGGGUUUGGGGUGUUACCCAGAAUGGAUUUGCCCCCAACCAUGCCAACCAUGAGCGAAUCCUCGUUUGAUAGGAUGGUGCACAAUUUUCCACAACAACAAAGAAAUCCAACUCAAGGACCUGGCAUAAAUGCAUUCAAUAACGGGGAAUACACACAGCCCAUGAGAGCGCCUCGACCUGCAGCAGUAGCAGCAGCAGCAGCAGCAGUAGCCGCAGCAGCCGCCAUUGCUGCAGCAGCAGACGGGGAACCAGACUCCAAGCGUCGGAGGAUCUAAACAUUGGACAGCGACAGUUAAGUGAGAUUAUCAGCAUGUUGGAGGAUUUGUCUGAUAGUGUAGUUUCAAUCCAUAAAUGUCAUAGAGGUCUUUAUGUAAACCGCUUUUUUGUGGAGGACAGAAGUUUGCAUCUCUUAACCCUCCUACUAUUAGAGUGUUUCUCAAGAAAGCUUUGAACCCAUACCUCAAUAUGCUGCAAUAGUGCAUGCAGAGCUGGAGAUUUUUGGCAACAUUCAGGGGGAUAUUUAGAACUACAUUCAACAUAUUCAUUUGGGGUUUACCCACAUACACCGAUGUGUGUUAGCACUGUAUACUCAGUACUUUCCUGAGUUCGGUGAAAAAAAUCACAGGCAUAAAGUUUCUUUAAUCAGUGAGAUUUUCAAAUGUGUUAGAGGCAGUGGACACUAUUGGUAA